Molecule: messenger RNA, 341 nt
Organism: Musca domestica (house fly)
Lineage: Eukaryota; Metazoa; Arthropoda; Insecta; Diptera; Muscidae
Product: deoxyuridine 5'-triphosphate nucleotidohydrolase-like
Exons: 1
Coding region: 16-318 (100 amino acids)
Biological process (GO): dUMP biosynthetic process; dUTP catabolic process
Molecular function (GO): dUTP diphosphatase activity; magnesium ion binding
Source: RefSeq, a predicted model, not a curated record
UCGGCAUUUAUCCUGAUGCCACGGUUCUUAGCAGUUAAGAAUUUUAUCGAUGCCGGUGCUGGCGUAGUAGACGAAGAUUAUCGCGGCAACCUUGUUGUGGUAUUAUUCAAUCUCUCCGAUGUCGAAUUUGAAGUUAAACGUGGAGAUAGAAUUGACCAAUUAUUAUGUGAACGCAUAUUCUACCGCGGACUUGAACAAGUCGAUAAAUUGGAAGAAACUAAACGUGGUGAAGCAGGUUUUGGUUCAACGGGUGUGAAAGAACUUCCCGCCAUGAAGAACGGUACAACAGAACCAGCAGGUGAAGCCACAACCGAAUAAUUCUAUAAUCUCGUUAUACCUCU